Messenger RNA from Chenopodium quinoa (quinoa), 799 nucleotides. RefSeq lists its product as uncharacterized. NCBI's taxonomy places the organism in Eukaryota, Viridiplantae, Streptophyta, Magnoliopsida, Caryophyllales, Amaranthaceae. Gene Ontology annotation, molecular function: DNA-directed DNA polymerase activity. The transcript is spliced from 2 exons. The coding region runs from base 115 to 489 and encodes 124 amino acids. Gene Ontology annotation, biological process: DNA synthesis involved in DNA repair; DNA-templated DNA replication. Gene Ontology annotation, cellular component: delta DNA polymerase complex. The record is from RefSeq and is a predicted model, not a curated record.
UCUCUCCUCUUUAACCGACCCAAAAAUAUAAUUCAAAAUUCAAAACUAACACUCUCACACAAAUUGAAGAAGAAGAAGAAGAGAGAGAAAUUGAAGCUUUCAAAGUUGGUAAAAAUGGCGACUGCAAGAGUUGAUAUGAAAGGAUUCUAUAAGCAGAAGAAGAAAGGUAAUACUGGAAUUUCAAAACCUUCUCCCAAAGGUCUUAACAAGAAGAAGACUCCUUCUCCUUCUUUUGUAUCCGACAUCGCUCAAUCUCCUGCUCUUGUUACUCGCAAUGGCUCUUUUGAUCUUCAAGAUGAUUAUGAUCAGAAUGAGGAAGUGUUGAGGCAAUUUGACAUGAACAUGAUGUAUGGACCGAGCAUUGGUAUGACUAGGCUUGAUCGAUGGAACCGUGCCAGUAAGUUGGGAUUGAACCCUCCUAAAGAGGUUGAGAACCUUUUAACAUCGGACAAGGUUCGUCCUGAAUCCUUAUGGGAUAGUCGUGUUUGAGGUGUUAAACUGGUUUAAUGGUUGAUGUCAUCUCAAUCCAGACUUUAAGUUUUAGAGGUUAGACGCUCUUGCUCUUAAAUUGUGCAGUUUGUGUUAGUUGAUUAUCACUUCUCGGUGAUAUUAAGUUCCUGGUUGUUAGCUUUAUUCUCUACUUGAAUGCUGUAAGUUAGUUAUGCUGCUGGGAGUCUAUGCACUCCUGUUAUGUAAGAAUUAGCAACUUCUCUGGAGAUUUUCUUUUGUACUUUCCAUCUAAUUAAACAUAAUCCUAUUACAAAAUGGUGCUAUCUCAAGUUUCAUUUCUUGCUGUCAA